Fonsecaea nubica is the source of this 1575-nucleotide messenger RNA. RefSeq lists its product as hypothetical. The transcript is spliced from 6 exons. Gene Ontology annotation, cellular component: plasma membrane. The coding region runs from base 1 to 1575 and encodes 524 amino acids. Lineage: Eukaryota; Fungi; Ascomycota; Eurotiomycetes; Chaetothyriales; Herpotrichiellaceae. Gene Ontology annotation, molecular function: secondary active monocarboxylate transmembrane transporter activity. Gene Ontology annotation, biological process: plasma membrane lactate transport. The record is from RefSeq and is a predicted model, not a curated record.
AUGUACAAUCAUAUGGCAGCAGGGUGGUUUUACUCACCCAGACAGAUCGCCCGCUACUUCCUCACUCGACCGACCAGCCUCAAGCCUCCUCGGACUCGACUGCGGAACCCAUAUCACAUCCUCAGGGAGCUCGACAAGCACCAAUGGCUAAUGUUUUGGGCAGGCUUCCUCGGAUGGACCUGGGACGCAUUCGACUUCUUUACUGUUUCCCUUACCAUCACUGAAAUCGCAAAAGACUUUGGCGUGGAGAACUCGGCGGUCUCGUGGGGCUUGACAUUGACGCUCAUGCUGCGCAGCGUAGGUGCGUUGAUAUUUGGAUUUGUAUCAGACCGAUAUGGUCGCAAAUGGCCUAUGAUCGUCAACCUGGCUCUUUUCAUUGUCUUGGAGCUGGCGUCAGGAUUUUGCAACACGCUCCCUCAGUUCCUCGGGGUCCGGUCGUUAUAUGGUAUUGCUAUGGGCGGUCUUUUUGGCCCUGCUGCAGCCACAGCUCUCGAGGACUUGCCCUAUGACGCUCGUGGACUCUUGUCGGGUUUGUUUGAGCAAGGUUAUGCAACAGGCUAUCUGCUUGCUUCUAUCUUCUAUCGUGCUCUUGUUCCCACUACCUCCCACGGCUGGCGAUCGCUGUUCUGGUUUGGAGCUGCCCCUCCAGUGCUCAUCAUCGCUUUCCGUUGGUCGCUUCCCGAGACAAACAUGUUUCAGGUAAUGGCCGCCGAGCGAGAAGCACAGCUCAUUGCAGACAAACAAAGAGGCGAUCACCCCCAUGUCAAGUCUGCCGCUCUCAAAGCAUGGGCCAGAGACUCCUGGGUAGCUAUCAAACAGAACUGGAUCCUCUUUGUGUAUUUGGUUGUCUUGAUGACUGGUUUCAAUUCAUGCAGCCACGGAAGCCAGGACUUCUACCCGACCUUCCUGAAGAAUCAAGUUCUCCUGGGCCCGACCGACGUGACCGUCAUUAGCUGCAUUGGUCAACUGGGAGCUCUUAUCGGUGGCACUACCCUUGGCUAUGUGAGCACAUUCUUCGGCAGAAGAUUGACAAUGCUCGUCGCCUGCGUAUGCGGUGGAGCACUUGUACCAGCCUACAUUAUUCCACACAACAUGAGUCUGGUGGCCUCAGCAUUCGCGUUGCAAUUUUUCGUGGGAGGAGCUUGGGGGGUUAUACCCAUCCACUUGAUGGAGGUUGUCCCAGAGGCCCUUCGAACGACAGCAGUUGGGUUGACCUAUCAACUGGGCAACCUGGCCUCAUCGGCAUCCGCGACCAUUCAAGCAGUUAUCGGGGAACGGUUCCCACUUCCACCGCAUAACGGAGAGAAGCGCUUCGACUACGGAAAGGUGAUUGGCAUCUUCAUGGGUGCAGUGUGGGCAUAUCAAAUUCUCUUCCUGUUCUUGGGACCUGAAAUGAGCGAGGCUGAAAGAGCAGAGUAUGCACACCAAGCCAAUGAACUUGAGAGGCUCCGACAAGAAGGGCGCAGCCUGAAGGAUAUUGGGGUUCAAAGGGUCAAGUCUAGGCAGGCGGAGAAAGCAACGACUGCGGAAGCUAUUGGCAAGGCGCCUGAAAGAGAACAUCUGGAGAUGGCAUGA